GUCCGUCUGAGUGCAUUCGAGCUCAAGCUGGCAAACGUUACCUGAAGUGAACAGAGAUUACAAGCUCCUGCUAUCAUCGCUCAUUUUCUGUUUAGUUUAAUCGAAUAAUACACCAUGUUUCGUUACGCUUGCAUGACAUUAUUCCUGGUUCUAGGGAGUGAAAUCCAGCUCUCAUACAGCACAGAAGCAUCUGUGACGGAUGCAGCCAAGAAGUUGUGUCUUUAUGCUAAGUUAAAUGUUAGCUUCACUGUCACAUAUGAAACGAUUGAAAAAAAAAAUAGCACAGCUACAUUCCCUCUGCCUGAGCUUGUGAAUGCUGCUGGGAGCACCUGUGGGAAGAACGCCUCAACACUGACUCUUACAUUUGACAAAGGCCACUCCUGGAGUGUCAGUUUCAAGAAGGAGAAUGAAAGCUACAGUGCCCGUGACAUUGUUUUCAAGUACAAUCUCGGAGAUGACCGUAUCUUCACAAAUGCUUCUUCGAAAGAAACUAAAACCGUGACAUUCAGCCCUUCCAUUUCCAAUGUGGCAAUGGGCACAUAUUACUCCUGCAAGAGUGAGGAUACCAUGCAAAUGGGUUUGGUUGUACAGUCACUGCAGAAUGUGUCUCUGCAGGCAUUUAUAAUCAACGGGAGCAAGAGUGACAUUGGCUCUGUGUGUCCCAAAGAUGUCCCGUCCACCUCCCCAGUGCCGACCACUCACGUAACCAACACCACCACGCCUACAGCCGCACCUACAGCUGCACCUACAACUCCCUCACCCCUGCCCACACCCACGACGGGAAAUUACAGCCUCAAAACUGGGAAUAACUCCUGCCUAUUGGCCCAAAUGGGCCUGCAGAUCAACUUCAAGGACGGUGGGGUUUUGCAGAAAAUGAACGUUGAUCCGCUCAGCCUUGAAGUGAAUGGGGAUUGCAGCGUAAACAAAAGCGACUCCACCCUGGUACUGACAUCUAUCUCAGUGAACCUCACGUUCACCUUCAAAGAGGAUGGGAAGAACUUUGUCCUGCAUGCGGUGAGCGUCACGAUAAGAAGCGCCAACGGCACGUCCUUCAGCGCGGCUAACAGCAGCCUGUCCCUCUGGAAGGCAGCGGUGGGGAGCUCCUACAUGUGCAACAAGGAGCAGAGCUACAUCGUCACCGACAGCUUCUCGCUCGACACCUUCAAACUGCACGUGCAGCCCUUCCAGGUGACCGGAGACAGCUUUGCCACAGCUUAUGAAUGUGCACCGGAUGACACCAGCAUCUUAAUCCCAGUCAUUGUCGGUGCAGUUUUGGCAGGCUUGAUUGUUGUUGUACUGGUCGUUUAUGUAAUUGGUCGACGAAGGUCCACCGUUGGAUAUCAGACCCUCUGAAACCAUCCCUGAUUUGUUGACUUGAUUGAUUCUGAUUUGUGUUUUUGUUCCAUGUCUGAGUUUCUGUUCGGGGGCAAGUGCAGGUUCCCAUCUCCUCCUCCUGUUUGUUUUUCACAUGCCCACCAUGGCCAAUGCAGAGAUGCACAAGGGCUUGGUUGCUAUGGCUGGGUAUUGGUGUCACCAAGGAUAUCAUUUAUAGCCACAAUAUUCUAUGUCCACCAUUUGUUUUUUUUAUUUAUUUUAUAUUUUGUUGAUGGAAUUGCAUUGAAAUCUAAGCUGCAUGCACAGGAAGCCCAAUUUUGAUUAUUACAUUUUUAAUGUAUCUUUUAUUAAUUUGCCCCAGAUAUUUCAGUGAUUUGACACUAGUGUGAUUUCUUUUGCCAUUUUGGACCAGUGAACCUGCACUUGUUUCCUCCAGACCACAUUCCUGCACUGUUUUUGGCCUUUAAAUCUGUGUACACCUGAAGCUCAAUCUCUGCUCUCGUGGCUUCACAUCUCCUUGAGGUUUAGGGUUGAGAAACCUGAAAGCAAAGGUUGAGCCUUUAAUUUUUUUUUCCUUUUCAAUUGUUGGCAUUAGAUUUAAAAAGGGAUGUCUGUACCAUUUAAAUUAUUAUUCCUGUGAUAAGUGCACUCCAUUCCUGAUUGCAAUCGCUCUUAAAAUUGACCUUGAUUGGUGAUCUUUGCUGCUCAUUUUAAUAUUUGAAUAUAAUCUUUGAUUCCGAAACCUUUAUUGAACGUUAGUUUGUGAAAUUGCACUCGAGAGCUUUUGUAGUGUGUGUGAAGAUUUAAUUUGAGCAGCACUUCUAUUCAUAGAGUACUGUUAGGAGUCGGUGUGAUGUUAUGUAUUUUUGUACUUCUGUUACACCAACGUUUUUAAUUCUCUAGUUGCCCUCCGUCUAGUGUUGGGAUGAUCUGCCCUCUUUAUUGGAUCCUUCCCUGAAGAUCAUUGAUCUAGGGCCCCGUUAUACGAGUGUCCAAUCCUAACAUAAAGGGCCGGUGUGGCUGCAGAUUUUUGUUUUAGCCGAGAACUAUGACACCAGAUUCUUCUCAUCAAGAUCUUGAUUUGAAGACCAUAAUUAGUUAAUUGGUUCAAUCAUAGGUUGUAGUGCUGGACUACCAGCAACCAGUACCCACACCGGCCCUUUUCAGAUGAGAUUAGAUUCCCUGGACCCUGACAAUGCUGGUUGAGUCUGGGACAUGUCGAUGUCCCAGAAUCUAUGACUAGAUUAAGCCUGCCCGGGCAGGGUGGGUCCAAGACAGCGAGGGUUUACUUGGAUUACUGCCCCCUAGCUAUUUACCAUACAGGUGACCUACAGGUUACUCCUGGGAUAAACCUCUCCUCCAUUUGGUGUUUAAGUCUGCUGCAUAUUGUCUGGCUACUAGCUCCAGGUUAAGUGCAUUGUAUUAAGAGCUGGCAAACUUUGUGCUUGUCUCUUGGGUCUUGUGUUAGAACAUGCUCGUAAUUGAGGAGAAAUGUCUUAUCACCAGUUUGUGCCUUGCUUUCUGUAGUCUUGUUACACCCUGUCUCUCCUGUGUAGUCUUGUUACACUCCUGUCGCACCUAAUAAUCAGUGCAGGGUCAGUUAAUGUAUAACCUUCAUUUAGACUGUAAAAGUGCAUUCUGGGAAUCCCAGUUGCACAUAAUUCAAAGGAACAUUGUGAAUGCUUUUUUUUUUUGAUGAGGAUUUUGUACGAUAUAUUGUCGAUAUUUGAAACAUUGAGUCUUGCGUAUAGCUGCUGUACAAAAUGUAAAAUGUCACGGCAUAUAAAAUGUAUGUGCCUGGCCGAUUACGAUUUAAUGUGUAUAUUAAAUCGGAAAACAUCUUGAAUAUUUCAUAAAAUGUUUACCCAGUAUUCUCUAUAACCAAAUGCACUCUGAAAAUAAUGCAUUCCUUUGCAAAUGCCGCUUAAUUGUUUUCUUAACACAUUAAUGUGAUCGGUUUUUAGAUUCCUUAACACUUAAUGGUCUUCUUUUCUCAUUCAGCUGAGGAAUGCCAGGCUGAUCUACCAGUGAACUACAUUGUCCCCAUAGCUGUGGGAGUUGCCCUUGGAGUUCUGAUUAUUAUUGUGGUGGUGGCCUAUUUCAUUGGACGACGACGAAACCAGACCA
Molecule: messenger RNA, 3462 nt
Organism: Conger conger (European conger)
Lineage: Eukaryota; Metazoa; Chordata; Actinopteri; Anguilliformes; Congridae
Gene: lamp2
Product: lysosomal-associated membrane protein 2
Exons: 9
Coding region: 115-1353 (412 amino acids)
Cellular component (GO): membrane
Source: RefSeq, a predicted model, not a curated record